Messenger RNA from Candidozyma duobushaemuli, 993 nucleotides. RefSeq lists its product as uncharacterized. The coding region runs from base 1 to 993 and encodes 330 amino acids. The transcript has a single exon. NCBI's taxonomy places the organism in Eukaryota, Fungi, Ascomycota, Pichiomycetes, Serinales, Metschnikowiaceae. The record is from RefSeq and is a predicted model, not a curated record.
AUGAACUUUCUAUCCGAAGAACACUAUAGACUAAGAAGCAAGCUCAAAGAGUUGGAUCAUCAAGACGAUUUACGAAAGAAUCUUGUUCUGCUAUGUGCUUAUAAAAUAUUGGCUCUCUCUAAGGGAGGUUCCAUAGGUCCUAGUGUGAGUCAAGUUAACCCCAACGCCUUGACAGAAAAGGUUCACGACUACGAGAGGCGUGUUUCUGUGCUUAAACAGCAGCUAUCCACCAAAGAGAGAGUUCAUGAGGCUGUGGUGGACGAUCUCAAGAACACUGUGGCUGAAUUGAACAAACAGCUUGAACAAACCACCAGACAAUCAGCUGGACCGCUGAAACGAAGCUCUUUUCUAUCACCGCCUCAAACGGCAAGCCACCACAAGUCAAUGCCUCAAUUCACAGAUCAUAGCUUUUACUCCCCUGGAGACACGAAAUCCGUGUUCAGCAAGCUGUUGUUUUCGCCAGUCUUAUCUAGACCCAAUCUGGCUGGUGCAAGGGCCCCUCCUUUGGGUACAAAGGCCAGAUCGCUUAGGGAGAGCCUAGCAGCACAGGAGAAAUCUCAGCUGGAGCCAGCUCAACCAAACGUCUUUUCAUCUCCUGCUUCUUCUGCAGAGGCAACGCCUAUCAAGAGAGCCCAAGCGGAGGCGGAGAUCGAGGCAAAUCUGACCACAGUGAACCACAGCACAACAUUAGACGAUGAGAGCUUUAGAAGCGCCAGUGCUGACUUGCUGAGUAGACCCAUUGCCAUUCCAGGCAAGAGCAAGAAAUCCAAAAUCAGACUCCUCUCAACGGAAGCCUCGUCUCGAGUGCCGCUGGACCAUCACGGCAAGGGCUUACUAGUGGAGGAUGAGGAGAUCAACGCGCUUGAUUUCUACAAUGACGAUAACUUUGCUGAGGACAAUCACUCGUCACCGUUGAGGCCUGCUAAACGGCCUCGGGAAGAGUCUGAGGAGCCCGAGGAGACGCCACGCAAGAAGCAUGUUUUCAAGAUAUAG